Messenger RNA from Coregonus clupeaformis (lake whitefish), 1380 nucleotides. RefSeq names its product zona pellucida sperm-binding protein 3. The record is from RefSeq and is a predicted model, not a curated record. The transcript is spliced from 7 exons. The coding region runs from base 37 to 1338 and encodes 433 amino acids. Gene Ontology annotation, molecular function: acrosin binding. Gene Ontology annotation, cellular component: extracellular matrix. Gene Ontology annotation, biological process: egg coat formation; binding of sperm to zona pellucida; positive regulation of acrosome reaction. NCBI's taxonomy places the organism in Eukaryota, Metazoa, Chordata, Actinopteri, Salmoniformes, Salmonidae.
GAGAUAUUGUGAAUUCACCAUUUGAUAUUUGCAGCCAUGGGAUCAAGGCAAGUGCUAAGCAAGCUUUUUGCAGUGGUUGCUGUGUUUGUAUGUUUCUGGGAUGCUGUGUUGUCAACUCCUUGGGCUCAUGCAGCUCUGAAGCCCAAGGGCUUCCAGAAGUCUGCAGUGCUUCAACCUAGGGGCUUCCAGAACCAGAGGUCUGCAGUGCUGCAACCCAGGAAGCAGGAUUCAGUGUUCCAGUCAAAACAAGUCUUCGAAACCCCACUGACCUGGACGUUUCCUCAUGAUCCAGUGCUGGAGGCCAAACCUGAAGUGAAUAAUUUUGAGCUGAAGCAGCCCGUGCCUGCCGACACGGUGGGGGUGAAGUGCGGGGAGAAUCUGGUACAGGUGGAGGUCAAGCAGGAUCUGUUUGGUAUCGGCCAACUCAUCCAGCCGGCGCAUCUCACCCUGGGGGGCUGUGCUGCAGCUGGGGAGGAUGUCGAAGCCCGCAGGCUGAUCUUUGAGUCUGAGCUGCAGGGAUGCAACAGCAAAUUGGAGAUGAUAGAGGAUGCCCUCAUCUAUACCUUCCACCUGCUCUACAAACCAAGCAAUAUUGGUGAUACCCCUGUUGUAAGGACCACUGAGGCUGUUGUAGGCAUUGAGUGCCACUACAAGAGGAAACGCAAUGUGAGCAGCAAUGCCUUGAAGCCCACCUGGACCCUCUUUGGAGACUCUAAAGUAGUCGAGGAGCAACUCUACUUUUCUCUCAAGCUCAUGACUGACGACUGGCAGUUUGAGAGGCCCUCCAGUCAGUACUUCCUGGGUGACCUGAUUUGCAUGGAAGCCUCUGUCCUGCAGUACCACCAUGUGCCGCUGCGGGUCUUUGUGGAAAGCUGCGUUGCCACUCUGGUGCCUGACAUUAACUCUAAGCCCAGAUACUCCUUCAUUGAGAAUCAUGGGUGUCUAGUUGAUGCUGCGUUGACGGGCUCUAGUUCCCAGUUCCUGCCUCGCUCACAGGACCACAAGCUUCAGAUCCAGCUGGAGGCCUUCAGAUUCCAUCAGCAGGAUGCUGGCCCUGGAAGCAACAGCAACACUGGCGAGGACAAAAUUGACCAGAUCUACAUAACCUGCCACCUGAAGGCCACUGCAGCUUCGUCCCCAAUUUAUGCUGAGCACAAGGCCUGUUCCUUUGUCAAGGGGUGGAGGUCUGCAGAUGGGGAUGACCAGGUGUGUGGUUGCUGUGACUCCUCCUGCACCAUGAGAAGGGCCAGAGAUAUCUCCGUCGACGCCGAUGUGCAGUGGGAAGCCGACACUGUCCUUGGCCCCAUAUCCAUCCAGCAGUAUCUUGUGUUGCCAUAACAUUUUAAAUGGGCUAUAGAGAAAAAUAAACAACUUAAUGGA